GGUCGCACCUUCUCCGAAACCGCAGCGGUGCCCGCCAUGUCCUCGGACUCGUUGCUGGACAGUGAACUGGAGCCCUUCCAGCACUGCGACAUGCUGCCGAGCCUGGAGGGUGCAAACCUGGAGGACUUGGAUUCCUGGGAGCAGCUGUGGCCCUUGGAGUCGCUGCCGCCUUUGCCCAAGAGAGACCCAAAGUACUGGUCUCAAGCGACCGUGGGCAUGCUCCUGAUCGCCUCGAUGAUCGUCAGUCUGACAGUUGCGGUCCACCUCUCUGUGGGGCGACGGAGCCGAUGGAGCAAUCCCUCGUGGUGUGAAUCUGCAGAUACCGUGAUCCAGGGCUUUGCACUGCUGGCGUUGUUCUGCACCGCCUUUAUCCUCUGUGGCAGGUCAGGGGAGGUGAAGCGGAGCCGACUCACCUGCUACCCCAUCCCAGCGCAGGUGGUGCAUCAUCUUCAGGGCCAGUUGCCUCGCCUGGACAAGAACAUCGACGGCCCCGAGCACUCCACGCGCCUCAGGAGCUACUGCGUGCGCUGCUUGGUAUGGCGCACUCGCGGAUGUGAGUCCAGCCAUCACUGCAGCAUUUGCCAACGCUGUGUCCCAGAGUUCGACCACCACUGCGGCGUGCUGGGCCGCUGCAUCUCCGAGGCCAACAUGCCCUGCUUCAAAGCCACCCUUGGCGCUGGCCUGGCGGGGCUCAUCGCGCUGGUGCUGACCAACGGCUGGUGCUCGGACGGCUGACCGACUCACCGACUCACCGACCGACUCACCGACCCGACUGAGCGGCCUCGGAAUCCAGGAACUAUGGUCCGGAGAUGUUUGUUUCGGC
Effrenium voratum is the source of this 823-nucleotide messenger RNA. The record is from the annotation of a GenBank genome assembly. Lineage: Eukaryota; Dinophyceae; Suessiales; Symbiodiniaceae.